AAUAAUAUAUCGUGUGUUUUUGUACCGCCUCUUGGAAUUUUUAGUUAGUUUCUGUAAACAUGUUUUUAGGUCGUCUAGCACAAGUGACUUUAAGAAAAUCUAUUCAAGCUUCGCCAAAGUUAAGCAGAAGUAUGUUGACCGACGGGAAUACUAUAUUAGCCGAAAGUUUAAAGAAACAGGGUGUAGAAUAUGUAUUUGGUAUUGUGGGUAUACCCGUAAUAGAGACUGCAAUGGCGUUCCAAGUGGCGGGUCUCAAGUAUAUUGGAAUGCGCAACGAACAGGCUGCUGCUUACGCUGCACAGGCUAUUGGGUACCUCACAGGAAAGCCAGGAGUAUGUCUGGCGGUGUCCGGUCCAGGAUUGCUGCACUGUGUCGGUGGCAUGGCCAACGCACAGGUGAAUGCGUGGCCGAUGCUGGUCAUUGCUGGCUCCUGCGCAGAGGACCAUGAGGGCAUUGGAGGAUUCCAGGAGUGGCCACAGGUAGACUCGUCGCGGCUGUACUGCAAGUACGCGGCGCGACCGCCGUCGGCGCGCCUGAUCCCGCUGCACGUGGAGAAGGCCGUGCGCCUCGCAAGUGCCGGCCGGCCCGGCGCUGCCUACCUAGACAUGCCUGGCACCUUGCUCUUGAGCGAAGUCGAAGAAGAAAAAGUACCCGAACUCUACAGCGCAGAAACCGUCAAGCUGGCUCACCCCGACCCAGCGUUAGUAACUCGCGCGGCCGAACUGCUGACUAAAGCUGAGCGACCUCUAGUCAUCGUAGGCAAGGGGGCUGCCUACGCCCGGGCUGAGAACGCGCUACGGAAACUUGUGGCUGACACUGGGAUACCCUUCCUGCCUACUCCCAUGGGUAAAGGCGUAGUACCGGACACGUCCGCGCAGUGCGUGUCCACCGCUCGCACACAGGCCCUUCUCAAAGCUGACGUUAUCCUAUUGCUCGGCGCGCGUCUCAACUGGAUGCUGCACUUCGGACAAACCCCACGCUUCGACCCCAAAGUCAAGAUCAUUCAGGUGGACAUCAGCCCUGAAGAGUUCCACAACAGCGUGCAGUCAGAAGUAGCGGUGCACUCGGACAUCCAGCCGUUCGUCGAAGCGCUGUCGACUAAACUGAAAGAGAAAAAGUUCUCGCUGUCUCCCUCGCACGCCUGGUGGCAGACUCUUGCGCAGAAGCAAAAGGCUAACACGGAGUUCGUAGCGGCUCAAGCCAACGACGUGUCAACUCCACUAAACUACUUCGCGGUAUUCAAGGCGGUACAAGACGCCAUUCCAAAGGACUCUAUCAUCGUGAGCGAGGGCGCCAAUACGAUGGACAUCGGGCGAGGAAUGCUGCUGAAUGACUUACCGCGGCACCGUCUUGAUGCCGGCACUUUUGGCACCAUGGGGGUGGGCCCCGGGUUCGCGGUGGCGGCGGCGCAGUGGUGCCGCGACCGCGCGCCCGGCAAGCGCGUCGUCUGCGUCGAGGGAGACUCCGCCUUCGGCUUCUCGGGCAUGGAAAUCGAGACGAUGUUUCGCUACAAGCUGCCCGUGAUCAUCAUCAUCGUGAACAACAACGGCAUCUACAGCGGUUUCGACAAGGAGGUGAUGGCCGAUAUCCAGUCCGGCGGGGACCCCGCGCAGACCACCCCGCCCACGGCGCUCAGCGUGCAGGUCCGCUACGAGAAGAUGAUGGAGAUGUUCGGCGAGACGGGCCACCUGUGCCGGACCGUGCUGGACAUCCAGCAGGCCAUCACGGCCGCCGCCGCCGUCACCGACCGGCCCAGCAUCAUCAACAUACUCAUCAACCCCGCCAGCAGCAGGAAACCGCAGGCCUUUAACUGGCUUACUGAGUCUAAGCUGUAAACGUUCUAU
Molecule: messenger RNA, 1844 nt
Organism: Cydia amplana
Lineage: Eukaryota; Metazoa; Arthropoda; Insecta; Lepidoptera; Tortricidae
Gene: Hacl
Product: 2-hydroxyacyl-CoA lyase 1
Exons: 11
Coding region: 60-1835 (591 amino acids)
Biological process (GO): fatty acid alpha-oxidation
Cellular component (GO): peroxisome
Molecular function (GO): thiamine pyrophosphate binding; catalytic activity; magnesium ion binding
Source: RefSeq, a predicted model, not a curated record